AUGUUCCAAAGAACCUUCCUCAGACAGGCCCAGCGGUCCCUGCUUUCCGUCCGCUCGACACCAGCUACCUCAGCUGUCCGCCGCACGGCGCAACAGCCCCAGCUUCCUCAGUUCGCUCGUCCCCUGAUCUCUCAGUCUGCCGCACGCCUCUAUUCGACGGAGAACAAGGCCGAGAAUGGCGAGCAAAACGGCGCCGCUGAGGAGGGUGAGGAUGCUUGCCGCAAAGAGCUUGAGGAGAAAAAGAAGGAGAUCAUCGGCCUAAAGGACCAAUACCUUCGUUCCAAGGCCGACUUCAUCAACCUCCAGGAGCGCACCAAGCGCGACAUGGACAACUCUCGCAACUUCGCCAUCCAGCGCUUCGCUCAGGACCUUCUCGAGAGUAUCGAUAAUUUCGACCGUGCUAUGCUGGCCGUUCCCAAGGAGAAGCUCGAGGCCGCCCCCACCGAGGCCAACAAGGACCUGUUGGACCUUGUUUCGGGCUUGAAGAUGACUCAGAACGUCUUGAUGGGCACCUUGAAGAAGCACGGCCUCGAGCAGUUCGACCCCAGCGCUCCCGCUGAGGAUGGUUCGGCCCAGAAGUUCGACCCCAACGUCCACGAGGCCGUGUUCAUGACCAAGGUCGAGGGCAAAGAGGACGGCGAGAUCAUGUUUGUUCAGAGCAAGGGUUUCCGUCUGAACGGCCGUGUCCUUAGAGCUGCUAAGGUCGGUGUUGUCAAGAACAACUAA
This is a messenger RNA of Aspergillus japonicus CBS 114.51, 726 nucleotides long. RefSeq names its product mitochondrial nucleotide exchange factor MGE1 (gene grpE). Gene Ontology annotation, biological process: protein folding; protein import into mitochondrial matrix. Gene Ontology annotation, cellular component: PAM complex, Tim23 associated import motor. Gene Ontology annotation, molecular function: adenyl-nucleotide exchange factor activity; protein-folding chaperone binding; protein homodimerization activity. The transcript has 3 exons. The record is from RefSeq and is a predicted model, not a curated record. NCBI's taxonomy places the organism in Eukaryota, Fungi, Ascomycota, Eurotiomycetes, Eurotiales, Aspergillaceae. The coding region runs from base 1 to 726 and encodes 241 amino acids.